AUGGCGUGGGCACUUAUCGGCAGAGGUCCACAGCGGCUGAUGGCGACGAUGGCGGAGGAGGAGAAGGAGGAGGAGGAUUUCACAGAUUAUGAGGUGAAAACGACUAGAUCCAACGGAAAUUCUUCCAAGAGAGAUGCACACAGAUCAAGAAUGUCCCCGGGAACGAGGAGUGGCAGAGAGGAGGGAAAGCUGGACGGGGGGGUACAGGAGCAUGUAGAGCGAGCAGAAACGCCGAGAACGCAUGAAAACGACGAUGGCAUUGACUACAAAGCUCAGGAAAGGUCCGCUGGAAUCGACAGGAGAACAUCUAGCAGCCACGGGAACUCGGUUCUGAAGGGAGAGAUAGUUUCUAAGUACGCAAGGUUUCUGGCUCUCAGAGACUUGCAACGGAUGAGCGAAGAGCAAGCAGCGAGACGGAUGGUGGUAUCAUUGAAAGUGAAGAGCCAAGAGGACGUUCCUGCACUUGCUGCCUUCCUAGCGCGAAAAGAACAGAAGUUGAAAGAAGUGAUGGUCGAAGCAACGUCACUCGACUUUGUAAAGACUCUGGAGGUUUCAGGACAAGUUGUAUCCAAGCCGCUUGUCCAUGCUCCAACGUCUGGACAUGCCGUGAAGGAGAAGGGGUUCUACUUCAACGACGACCAACUACCGACAUGCUUGUCUGUGAGCGGAGGGACUGCCGUCUGUCAGCGAUGCUCCUUCAGCAACGCGAAUGGCGAUGGCAUCCUCGUGACGGCAAAGGGGGGAGUCGAGCUCGACGACUGCGAUGUCCAGAGCUGCGGGAGAUUUGGAGCUAUGGUGCUAGGGGAGGCAAAGCUGCUGGGCAGCAACGUGAGACUGCGAGGCAACGGAGGCAGUGGAUGUCUCGUCAAGGGUCUUGGCUCCUCCUGCGAAUUCUCCUCCUCCUCCUUCCAUAACAACAUGCGUGGAGGUCUCCUGCUUCAGGAAGGAGCCACCGCCGUGCUGGAGUCCAGCUCAGUCUUGGAGAACGGAGAGUCUGGCAUCCACCUGAAGUCGAGCUCGCACUGCAAGCUCUUCUCUUGCUCUGUCGGACGCAAUCGACUUCACGGAGUCUUCGCCAUUGGCACAGCAGGGGAGCAGCAGGCGCGAGAAGAUCCGCUCCUGCAGAUGAGAGGGUGGAGGCCAAUGGAGCAGCAAAGACGGGCCAGUAGAAACUUCACCAGCGUGAGGAUGGAGGACGUGCGACUUGAGGACAACGGAGGAGACGGCGUGAGGGCGGAGGGCCUCGCCUCCUCCUGCCUCCUCAAGUCAUGUCAACUCCUCGUGAACUCAAGAAGCGGAGCUGCCGCCUCUGCUGGUGGCAGCAUCUGCCUGCUCUCCUGCUCUGUGCGAGGCAACAGGGAGAUCGGGCUUGUGGCGUCUGGCAAGGGAGCGAGGCUGCUCUGCUCCCAUGUGGAGAUCGCUGGGAGCAGCAUGGGAGUGCUGUGCUCUGCUGCGAAGGUUGAGCUCGUGAGCUCAAGGUGCGGCAAGAGUCGCGUGAAAGACUUGGAGCAGACCGGAGGAGGGGAGAUAUCAUUCCAUGCAGGAGAAGAGCUGCGAGGCUGGAUGGAGCACGAGGAAGGAGCUCCGGUCCCAGGGAAGGAGGACAUGGCAUGGCUGAAGGAGGUGAGGGAAAUGCUGCCAACUAACUCGUGGAGAACUUGGCAUGGAUUCUAA
This is a messenger RNA of Guillardia theta CCMP2712, 1674 nucleotides long. RefSeq lists its product as hypothetical. Bases 1 to 1674 code for a protein of 557 amino acids. Lineage: Eukaryota; Cryptophyceae; Pyrenomonadales; Geminigeraceae. The record is from RefSeq and is a predicted model, not a curated record. Gene Ontology annotation, biological process: regulation of apoptotic process; protein ubiquitination; ubiquitin-dependent protein catabolic process. The transcript has 6 exons.